CCGAAUGAAGGCUUUUGUUAUUUCAAACAAACAGCGACCACACAUCACCUGUUGGCUCCUCCCGUAGCAUACAGAAUCACUGUUUUGAAUGCAGCAUUCCUUAGUAUGUUAGUGAUUUCCAAGUAACUGCCACUUUAUUUAUGAAACUUUUUUUUCUGUGUUAUGUGGACAGAAGUUUUGCUGCUGAAUGUGAUUUUACAUCUCACUCAUGUAGAUGUUUGCUGCUCAGACAUGGCAAAGAAAUAUUUCCAGAUGCACAAAAUUAGUGAGCAGGAGGUUGGCGUAGAUGGGGCUGGAGGUGGUGAUGAGAGGAUGCAAUUAUUGGCUCACUAAGACACCAUAGACCUAUACAAAUAGAUACACUGGACAAUGAUGCAAAUGAAUCACAGUAUAAGUACAAUAUUUUAUACUGCUGAAUUGAAAUCCCAAGGUAAAUUUAGGAACCACUAAACCUAAUUACCUAUCAGAAUCAAUAGGUGGCCGCUGCAGGAUGAACACAGUCCUUUGCUCUUUGUUUUCACUUCAUUCACCUUAUCUGCAAGCCUGGAUGUGAACCGAAGAUAAUGACCAUCAAGUAUUAGCCUUCAUCAAUACCUGCUGUUUGUCCUUGUCAAGUGUGGGAGAAAGCAUUUGGAGCAUAAUAGGCUGGCUUGUGCACACAGUGGAAAAGGUGUGGUCAUGGCUGUUGAUUACAUGAAGGUAUCGGACAGAGAGAGGAGUAACAGAUAGAACGGAGGGCUGAAGGAAUUUGUGUUUCUGUCUUUCAAAGCAGGUGGAAAUCCAGUUUGAAGGUCUACUUCCCCAGGCAGUCUAACCAGUUUCAGUAUGAAUAAUAAUCAGACACACUGUCCAACCUAUGACAACACGGGAUUUCAACAUGAGGAAGAAAGACCCCCUCCAUACACUCCACAACAGACUAUAUACCCUCACCUCCCGCAAGAGGCUCCGAGCUAUGUGGCCAUCGCUCCCAAAACCAUCAACACGCACCACACUUCAACACCCGGAAGACCACAUAACCCAGGACAGAGGAAAGGAAUCAAGAAGUGUCACUGGAAAUAUGUACUGUGUACAUCUCUGUGUGUGCUUCUCAUCAUGGCAGUGGUCGGCCUCUUGCUCUGGUAUUUCUUGUACUACCAGUGUUUAUUGGGGAAGUCGUGCAGAAGUGGUGAAGAGUGUCUAAGCCCCUCCCAGUGGUGUGAUGGUGUCAGGGACUGUUCUCACGGAGAGGAUGAAUCUCAGUGCUUCCGCCUCUAUGGGACCAACUUCAUCCUGCAAGGUUAUUCACCUGACAGUAAGAUGUGGAUGCCGGUGUGUGCUGAAAACUGGAAUGACAAAUAUGGAAAAGCUGUUUGUGAGGAGAUGGGAUACAGAAGGGAGGAUUAUGUGUCCUUCAGUGAGACCAGCGCUGGUUCUAUGGCAUGGAGGGGAUACAUGAAGCUGAAGGCUGGAGGUGACCAUGGAUCACACUUAGAGCUCACUUACAGCCAGACUUGCUCAUCCAGAGCCGUCAAACUUCAAUGUAUUGAAUGUGGAAAGAGUUCCAAAGCACCCAACACUCGUAUUGUGGGUGGCACGGAGGCAGUAAACGGGGCCUGGCCGUGGCAGGUCAGUCUUCAGAUUAACCAUCAACACGUUUGUGGAGGCUCCAUCAUCAACCCUUACUGGAUCCUAUCUGCUGCACACUGCUUCCAAAAGUACUCUGAUCCUGGAUUGUGGAUGGUCCACUCUGGCGACGUGAGCUUAUUUAAACUGAGCUUCAGCACUGGCAAAAAAGUUAAGAAAAUUGUUAGUCAUGAAGGAUUUAACAGCAUUAACAAUGACAAUGACAUAGCUCUUCUAAAGCUCAAGACACCCCUGACAUUUACAAGCACAGUGAAGCCAGUGUGUCUCCCCAACACUGGUGUGGACCUCUCUGCUGGACAUCAAGCCUGGGUUACAGGAUGGGGAGCCUUGCGCUCAUCUGGAUCGUCCCCUGACAUUCUGAAUCAGGCUCAAGUAACCAUUUACAGCAGAGAAACCUGCAACAGUCCUCAGGUGUUAGACGGAGAUAUCACUAAGGCCAUGUUCUGUGCUGGCAAGCUGCAGGGAGGGGUCGACACAUGUCAGGGUGACAGUGGAGGGCCCCUGGUGGUCAACGAGGGAAAUGUAUGGUGGCUGGCAGGGGACACUAGCUGGGGAAUCGGAUGCGCUCUGAGAAAUAAGCCAGGAGUCUACGGCAAUGUAACCUACUUUCUGAGCUGGAUAAAUGAGCAAAUGCAGGAUGAGUGACAAAGUUUCCGGUGAACAUGAAGACAAGCUUCUUUCAUUAAUCAGCAGUACUUGUUUUUAACACACACUUUGCACUUUAAAUCUGAAGCUCUGACAGAAUUGAUAUUGUAUUGUAUUGAUCAGUAAGAUUUUUCUU
Messenger RNA from Scatophagus argus, 2404 nucleotides. It is a transcript of the gene tmprss2, whose product is annotated as transmembrane serine protease 2. Gene Ontology annotation, molecular function: serine-type endopeptidase activity; protein binding. Lineage: Eukaryota; Metazoa; Chordata; Actinopteri; Scatophagidae. Gene Ontology annotation, biological process: proteolysis. The transcript has 14 exons. Gene Ontology annotation, cellular component: membrane. The record is from RefSeq and is a predicted model, not a curated record. Bases 826 to 2268 code for a protein of 480 amino acids.